Molecule: messenger RNA, 1683 nt
Organism: Nerophis lumbriciformis (worm pipefish)
Lineage: Eukaryota; Metazoa; Chordata; Actinopteri; Syngnathiformes; Syngnathidae
Source: RefSeq, a predicted model, not a curated record
AUGUCGGGUGACGCUAAUAAAAAGCAGUUCUGGAAAAGAAACGCGGCGAAGGUUCCCGGCAGCAUUCAGCAUGUGUAUGGCGCACAACAUCCACCUUUUGACCCACUUCUUCACGCUAACUUGAUUAAAGCUGGCCAGAAGCCAUCUCCCGCCACGCCGGGUAAGCCCAAGAAGGCCACCACGUUCCAAGAGUUCGAGAGCAUCACGAGCGACGCCUGGGACGUCGGGGACGAUGACGACGAGCUGCUAGCCAUGGCGGCGCAGAACCUCAACAUCGAGGUCGUCAUGGAGACCGCCAAUAAGGUGAUUGAGAAUCACAGCAAGUUGAAGGAGAGGCAAAAGAAGGAUGACCCCGCCGAUGAUGAAACACAAGAGGAGGCGGCGGAUGACGAGGACGACGAGGAGGAAGAUGAGGAAGGAGACUUAACCAGUCCGGAAUAUUCCUCGACUUUCCAGGGAAGUCUAGACACUGAAGGUCGCCUGGUGAAAUCCCAAAGCGAAGCUCCCAUCGGAUCGCCGAAAGAUGGUGCAGGUGACCACGGAUCCCUGUACAGACAGCGAUCUCUCCCGCACCGGCCUGUCAUCCCGCUGGUGGCGCGCAUGGCCGACCAGAACACAUCGGGAACACCGGCCAUGACAGAAAGGGAGGCGUCACGCUUGGAUAAGUUCAAGCAGUUGUUAUCGGGCCCCAACACAGAUCUGGAAGAGCUUCGGAAACUCAGCUGGUCUGGAAUCCCGCGACAAGUUCGACCAAUCACGUGGAAGCUGCUUUCGGGUUACCUGCCCGCCAAUGCCGAGAGGCGGGAGAACGUCCUUCAGAGGAAGAGACAGGAGUAUUUCGGCUUUAUCCAGCAAUACUACGACUCACGCAAUGACGAACACCAUCAAGACACGUACAGACAGAUUCAAAUAGACAUUCCUAGGAUGAGUCCUGAGUCUUUGGUGCUUCAGCCAAAAGUGACAGAGAUUCACAUUGACAUACCGAGAACUAAUCCUCUUAUUCCUCUCUUUCAACAAGCUUCUGUGCAAGAGAUAUUUGAACGGAUUCUCUUCAUUUGGGCCAUCCGCCACCCGGCCAGCGGCUACGUGCAAGGCAUCAACGACCUGGUCACGCCCUUUUUUGUGGUCUACGUCUUCGAGUAUAUCGAGGAAGAAGUGGAAAACUUUGACGUGUCCAGUCUUCAGGAAGAGGCUCUGAGGAACAUUGAGGCUGACAGCUUCUGGUGCAUGAGCAAACUGCUGGACGGCAUCCAGGACAACUACACGUUUGCACAGCCAGGAAUCCAGCGGAAGGUCAAGGCGCUGGAGGAGCUGGUUAGCAGGAUUGACGAGUCAGUGCAUCACCACAUGCAGCAUUACGAAGUGGAAUACUUGCAGUUUGCCUUUCGCUGGAUGAACAACCUUUUGAUGCGCGAGUUGCCGCUCCGGUGCACUAUUAGACUGUGGGACACUUACCAGGCUGAACCUGAGGGUUUUUCCCAUUUCCAUCUCUACGUCUGCGCAGCCUUCCUGGUGAGGUGGAGGAAAGAAAUUCUAGAGGAGCGAGACUUUCAGGGCCUGAUGAUCCUCCUGCAAAACCUUCCCACCAUGCACUGGGGCAACGAGGAAGUCAGCGUACUUCUGGCCGAAGCCUACCGGUUAAAGUUUGCAUUCGCCGACGCCCCCAACCACUACAAAAGAUGA